AUGCGCAUUAUGCAAGCCUAUGUCCGUAUACACAUCGAAUACAAGAAAUACGCAACAGACCUAGACACCAUAAUCGAGGUUUUCUGUAUCAACCUUAACGACCCCUCGGUCAAAGCACAUGGCCCGGUUCCCUAUUGUGCUUCACAGCUCGCUACGCAGACGCCCUCUACUUCGCUUAAGUAUUCAUGGACGUCGGAGCAGGUCGAAUGCACCUCGUUGAUCUCCCACCAGGUGGCAGAACCAAGUUCGCCCACCCCGAAGGGAUCUACCUGUACACCGCCGAAGAACAGACAACUGGAAGACUACGAGGCGACGAUCCGGUAUAUCGCUGCGUUGGCUGGCUUGAAGCUGUGGGGUGAUUGCUAG
Molecule: messenger RNA, 366 nt
Organism: Marasmius oreades (fairy-ring Marasmius)
Lineage: Eukaryota; Fungi; Basidiomycota; Agaricomycetes; Agaricales; Marasmiaceae
Exons: 2
Coding region: 1-366 (121 amino acids)
Source: RefSeq, a predicted model, not a curated record